Molecule: messenger RNA, 360 nt
Organism: Serpula lacrymans var. lacrymans S7.9
Lineage: Eukaryota; Fungi; Basidiomycota; Agaricomycetes; Boletales; Serpulaceae
Exons: 3
Biological process (GO): ubiquitin-dependent protein catabolic process; vacuolar transport; metal ion transport
Cellular component (GO): endoplasmic reticulum; perinuclear region of cytoplasm; Golgi apparatus
Source: RefSeq, a predicted model, not a curated record
GGGGUAUCGAAAACGAUGGCGUUUUUGCAAACGUCAUGGCAAAGCCUACUCGGCCUGUGCAAGUUCGCACUGAAGACGGAGACGUAUACAUGGUUCCUGAGGAGACCCAGAGUCAGGCUCCACCGUCUUAUGCAGAUGCACAGGCAGAUGCAGUCCCUUCUUAUUUCGAAAACACUAUCCAUGCACCCUCAGGAUUCGAUCUUGACUCUGAUAUGAUGAUCGAAGACCUCCCUUCAGGCUCAAUCCUCAUAUUCGCCGCCAAUCUUUUCACUUCCUUCUUCUUCCAAUUCGUUGGUUUCCUACUUACGUACCUCUUGCACACAUCCCAUCCGGUCUUGGGCUCACGCUCAUUCAGUAUGG